UCGCCACUUUCUGCCUGUUGUUGUUUGUUUUUGUUGUCGCCUGUCGCCACAAACGACGAACACCUUCUUGUGUAUGGUCGGAGACAUAUCUGUGGAGGCCAACAUGGAUAAUGACAGUGAAAGUAUUGCGCGUGAUCUUGUGGACCGUUUUCUUGAUGAGGAAUUCGGUGUUUAUCGGCGUGCAUUUCGACAGUGUGAGGAGGCCUCGGAAGCAGCAGCGGUAAAAGUGAUAGAACUGGGAAACGAAACCAGUCCGAAAGACUUAGCCACCUUGCAUGAUGUUGUUGAUCACUACCUCAACUGCAAAACUGCAAAAGAUCGAGCAUUGAGGUACUCCAAUGAGGACUCAGGCCCAGCAAAUGUAAUACCUAUUUCCUCCGCCAUUAAUAGGACCAUGAUUGCUUUGGUUCAUCAGUACCUUACUUCGAACAACAAAUUUGAGUCGUUAGCAGGGCUAUUCAAAGCUCACAAAUCGAUGUUUAUUUUCUUGGCUAAUAACUCACCAACCAUCAUUGAUGUUGUGAGUCAUUAUCAAAACUGCAAGAACAUCAACCAUCAGUUGAAGUCGAGUCUAAAGUCAAGUUUUUCUGCAGACAAGCGUAAAGCCUCAGACAACUCCAAUGAGACUCCACCUACCACUAAAGUGUUUAUAGGCAGAAUUAAAAACUCUGUUAUCAAAGUGCCGCCUGCAGUCUCCGUUGCUGUAGCAGUGCAUAUGGAAGAUGUUGAGGACUGCGAUGUCACUAUAGAGAAAUAAUUUUCAAGUUUUCAGCAUGAUAUUACUCUUUCAGUGUUUGACAUCUUCUAUGAAACAACAAGUCACUACUUUAACCUUUUUUUAAAUUGAGGUAACUUUUAGCGUAAAGUAAAACACUUUGGUGAUUCCGAUCAAAUCCUUCA
Molecule: messenger RNA, 900 nt
Organism: Frankliniella occidentalis (western flower thrips)
Lineage: Eukaryota; Metazoa; Arthropoda; Insecta; Thysanoptera; Thripidae
Exons: 6
Coding region: 74-757 (227 amino acids)
Source: RefSeq, a predicted model, not a curated record